Molecule: messenger RNA, 349 nt
Organism: Ficedula albicollis (Collared flycatcher)
Lineage: Eukaryota; Metazoa; Chordata; Aves; Passeriformes; Muscicapidae
Product: low-density lipoprotein receptor-related protein 1B-like
Exons: 2
Source: RefSeq, a predicted model, not a curated record
AACAUCUGUUCUCUUUAGUGUCCAGAGUUCAAAAGGCCCAGGGGCAUUGCUGUGGACUGGGUGGCUGGCAACGUUUACUGGACUGAUCACUCCCGAAUGCAUUGGUUCAGCUACUACACCACUCACUGGACCAGCCUGAGGUACUCCAUCAAUGUGGGGCAGCUGAGGGGACCCAACUGCACCAGGCUCCUCACCAGCAUUGCAGGAGAGCCAUAUGCAAUUGCUGUGAAUCCUAAAAAGGGGAUGAUGUACUGGACAGUUAUUGGGGAUCGAUCUCACAUAGAGGAGUCAUCUAUGGAUGGCACUCUGAGAAGGAUACUGGUUCAAAAGAACCUGCAAAGACCUACAG